UUGUUUUAGUUAAAUUAAUGGUACUUUGUCACUAUGUCUGAUGCCAGCAGUAAAACUCUGUCCUUCUCCUCUUAUAGGUCAGCUUCUCAGGGGGAAAAUUCGACAGAUCUUUAUUUGAAACUCUCGAAGCCAGUGGCGAUCUUUGAGACAAAUGAUGACAACCAGGAUCAGGCUAACGUCGUGUCAAUAUUUUUCGAUCAAGUUUUAAACCAGCUGUUCGUAGUGAGAUCGCACGGGGCUACAGGUGUCUCCUCCUACUCCGCGUCUCUAGUCCCCUCCAUUUCCGGAGCUCUAUACUACCCCCAGUGCCAGUUCAAGAUAUCGUCACCCUUUUUCGGACCCAUUAGAUCCAUCAAACAGUCUCCAGACGGUCGAUGUCUGUCAAUAAAAAGGGCGAACCAGCCCAACCAGAUUGAAUUUCUUCUGCCUCCGAAUGAGACCGCGGAUGUAUUUGAGUAUGCCUUUUAUCAGUCGUGUAAAGCCAAGAACUCAAAAUUGCAGGACUUCUAUUGGGUGGGAAACACACAGCUAUUGAUUGUGACUAACAUGUCCUUGGAGUAUUACUGCGUCAAUAUUGCUAAAAAGGCGUGCAAAGUAGCGAAGACUAUUUCUAUGAAUGUGGCAUGGGCGAUCUUUCACAGACUGCCUUCUGGGUCGAGAGGAGGAGGCACAGGGAACAGUCCGUCGAUGUCUGCUCCAGAUGAGUACCAGGGACUGCUAGUUGUAUCGACGUCUGACCAGCAAAAUGUUGUCAACCCCUUCAUCUUUAAAUCAGGCUCGUCUAGUGGCAGUGUGGUUAAGCUGGCGAAGUUUGAAGUGGACAUGCCGAUGUCUUCCAAGCGACCAGGUCAGAAGCAACAGCUGCUGGAGAGCGACCUAUCCCUGCUUACCAUAUACGAGGAGACAUACGUGUCGGUUAUCCGAAGACAACCCCUUCUCCCUCACCCACACUCGUCUGCUAAGGUGUCCUCGGAGUUGGUGCUUUACCGAGUUUCAAGGGAGGCUCCAGCUAACAAAGCAUACGUUCUGAGAUUGUCGUCUGAAGCAGGUCUGUUUGCGGUGAAUGUUGUGGACAAUUUAGUUGUAGUACACUACCAGGAGAUGCAGAUAUCGAUGCUGUUUGAUGUGAAACUGUCUGGAGAGAGUGACGGUUUCACAACCUUUCUCAAUCCUAUCCUAACGCCCCCUGGAAGUCUAGCCAAGGCAGAACCAGUCGUCCAUCCCAACUCAGGAAAGACACAUGACGUGAAGUUGUAUGACAAAGCCUGGGUUGUGUUCCGCCCUGAUGUCAUAAUCAACACCCAAAUUGGCGCCAUGUGGAGACUCACAUUAGACCUUCGUAAAAUAGCACCGAAGUUUACGACUAAUUCUGCACUGCUAAGAUUCCUGCAGUUGCGCUAUAAUAGCCGACAGCUGCAGUUGGAUCUGUUCAAAAAGUUCUUCUCAGAGAAAACUGUCACCUUGGCUCAGACGGCGACGCUCUUCGACAUCUCGAAUGACGCAUACAAGCGCUUCUUCGAAUCCGAGCGAAGUCAAGCUAAAGAAAAGAAGUCUAGCAGAGGAGAAUUGUCAGACAGAGGGGGACUGCGACCCUUCACCUUCCACGACAACUCAGUUCUUCACCAGAGUGACAUGUUGACCAUCUUCGUGGAUAUGUUAGACCAGCCGGUGGUGUCUCCAGAUAGGAGCAAGUUCAUAGUGGCUGUGAUUUUGGAAUUCAUAAAGUCGCUGGAAAAGAUGCGAUUUCAAGUAGACUACAAGGUUGAAGAUGUUCUUGUGAGUCACCUGGUGCGCACACAGCAAUUCUACCAAUUACAUCAGCUGCUGCAGUUCUACGUCAUCACAGACAGACAGCUGAUGGCCUGUAAGCUACUCAGUCUCCACGAACAGUACCCGGCCGCCAUUCAACUCGCACUGGACAUGUUCAAACGUCUCGGUCAGGACUCACACUCAGAAAUUUUGGAGUUGUUGCUCUCGCGCCAGGAAGUCAUCACUGCCAUUAAAUUUGCAAAAAAGUUUUACCUGAUUGAUGACUUGAGAAGGCCAGAAAAGUUCCUCGAAGUAGCCAAAAUCACGGGAGACCGGAUUCUUUACUACGCAGUGUACAAAUUCUUCGAAGAGUUCAACUUCCAACAGUCUAGUCAGCGGUCUUUGUUUCCCUCAGCAAAGUGUGUAAUAUACACUCGACAUUUUGAAGAGCUUUUUGGCCGCAGUAGUCUGGAGGAGCAUAAAGAUACGAUGAAUGUUGGCAUCGCCAAGCAACUGAGUGUUAUUUAGAAAAAAAUUGAUAUUUGAGUGAUUAAAUGCAACGGCUGAGCAAUCACUUUGAUGGAAUGGAAAAAUUCGAGACAAUGGACCGCUUGAUACAUAAGUAUUUUUGUCGCAAGUGUCGUAACGCUGUUUGUUUUCGUUUAAAAAAGUAUAUCUGCCUCAAUGUAUAAUUUAAGAAAUGAAAUUAAUAUUUUAAGACGAAAGUGCCAAUUUCUACUGGUAUCAAAGUUCAAUGUGUCCUUCAAAAAGAGUUCAGAAGUUUUUUGUUUCAAGCUGAAUCAAAAAGCAAACUGUUAUGGAUUUUUUCUGAGUAGAAGUAGCCUUAUCUUAUCCCACAUACAUGAGGCCUUACAUCAACCGCGUUUCUGGAACAAUCUGCAUUAGUGAUUUAAAAUUUAAGAUUUUGAAUGUAUUCGAGUUUCAGUGCCUGUCAGUUUUGAUGAUAGUUUUCCAUAGAGGUUUACGAAAAGUUCGUUCACCUCUGUAUCAAUAAAUAAGUAAUCUGAUAUCUCAAAAAUUUUGAAGACUCAUCUACAUUUUUUAGAUUCAAGGUUUGUCGAUAAACGACUUUUUCUUGAAAGUUGGAUGAACUGCAAUGACAAUACUUCACCAACUUCUUCAAAAUGGAGGCAAAAAAGAGUGAAUCAAUUAACUGGUUUCCCAUGAUACUUUUUGGCGUUUCUGUUCCACCGUGAGGUAUUUUUAGACUAAGAUUUAAGGCAGCUGAAUGCUUAGAUCUAAUCGUGUGUUAACUCGUUUUUGUGUUUUUUUUUCGCUUCAGAUUGGGUGAUAUAAGGUUUCGAGCUAGUUUUUGUCCAUCAUACUUUGAA
This is a messenger RNA of Symsagittifera roscoffensis, 3101 nucleotides long. Its product is annotated as regulator of MON1-CCZ1 complex-like. Gene Ontology annotation, biological process: regulation of autophagy. The record is from RefSeq and is a predicted model, not a curated record. NCBI's taxonomy places the organism in Eukaryota, Metazoa, Xenacoelomorpha, Acoela, Convolutidae. The transcript has 10 exons. Gene Ontology annotation, cellular component: lysosomal membrane; Mon1-Ccz1 complex; late endosome membrane. Bases 34 to 2277 code for a protein of 747 amino acids.